Messenger RNA from Lithohypha guttulata, 1746 nucleotides. RefSeq lists its product as uncharacterized. The coding region runs from base 1 to 1746 and encodes 581 amino acids. Gene Ontology annotation, molecular function: acetoacetate-CoA ligase activity. The transcript is spliced from 2 exons. NCBI's taxonomy places the organism in Eukaryota, Fungi, Ascomycota, Eurotiomycetes, Chaetothyriales, Trichomeriaceae. Gene Ontology annotation, biological process: lipid metabolic process. The record is from RefSeq and is a predicted model, not a curated record.
AUGUUUCCCAGACCGGCUUUCUUUGCAGGAUGUGAACUGAACUUCGCAGAGAAUCUACUCUUCCCAGCUAGUCAGCCAGACCCUCUUUCGCUCGCUAUUCGUGAAGCUACAGAGACCACAAGGCGGGAUGUGACAUGGAAAGACCUUCGAGAACGAGUGCGGAUUUGCGCUGCAGGAUUGGUCGCGGCUGGUGUCAAGAAAGACGAUAGGGUAGCAGGCUAUCUGGCAAAUCACGCAAAUACUGUGGUCGCCAUGUUGGCAGCUACCUCUCUUGGUGCACUUUGGACGGGAGUGUCGCCAGAUACUGGUGUACAUGCAGUUCUUGACAGACUGAAGCAGGUUGAGCCAGUACUACUAUUCACAGACAACGCAGUCAAAUACAACCAGAAGACUCACGAAACGCAUGCGAAGCUCUCUCACGUCGCAUCCGAGCUCCCCUCCGUCAAAACAAUUGUCGUUUUCGAGACUAUUCCUGGUCAUCCUUUCGAUUUAAACGCCAUCCCAACCAAGGCCCUCGUCCAGACUGAAUCGACUUUCCUCGAGAACGCGGAUCUCUCUCGACCGUUAACGUUUCUCCCUUUACCUCCUGACCACCCUGUCUAUAUCCUUUAUAGCUCUGGCACGACAGGCACUCCCAAACCUAUCGUCCAUUCUGCCUUAGGCACUCUUCUGCAACACAAGAAAGAACAUGCCAUACACUGUGAUGUACAUCCCGGUGAUACAAUAUUCUACUUCACAACCUGCACAUGGAUGAUGUGGCACUGGUUAGUUAGUGGCCUAGCCAGUGGUGCCACCAUCGUCCUCUACGAUGGCAGUCCAUUCCAGCCUCAUAAGGAAAUUUCCAUGCCUCUGCUAAUCGACGAGCUCGGUAUCAACCACUUCGGCACGUCUGCGAAAUACCUAUCCGUCCUCGAACAAGCAGCUCUAAAUCCCGCAAAAGCAGAACCGAAAUCCGCACACCUAUCUUCUCUCAGAUCCAUCUUCAGCACUGGCUCUCCUCUUGCACCCUCUACCUUCCAAUACGUCUACAAAUCCCUCAAGGCCGAUAUUCUCCUUGGCAGCAUUACGGGUGGUACAGACAUUAUCUCUUUAUUCGGCGCACCAUGCCCAAAUCUUCCCGUUCACGCUGGAGAAAUUCAAUGUCGUGGCCUAGGCAUGUCAGUGAAAUGCUUCGAUGCCUCCGGCAAAGAUAUUACAUCCUCUGGAGAAGAAGGCGAAAAACGCUAUCGAUCUUCCUAUUUUGAAACCUUCACUGACUCAAAGACCAACCAGCCAAUCUGGCACCAUGGCGACUUUAUCCGUGUCAACCCAAAAACUGGCGGGAUCUGGAUGCUGGGUCGUAGCGACGGUGUUCUCAACCCCAUGGGUGUCAGAUUCGGCUCCUCUGAAAUCUACAACAUUCUCCUCAAGCACUUCUCCGCUUCUGUCGAAGACGCGCUCUGCAUUGGUCGAAGACGUCCUCAAGAUUCAGACGAAGUCGUCGUGCUCUUCCUGAAAAUGGCGCCUAAGCAUGAAUUUUCCCAACAACUUGUGAAAGAGAUUCAAGAUAUAGUGAGGAAGGAACUGAGUGCGAGACACGUCCCAAAAGUCAUCGAGGAAACACCUGAGAUCCCAUACACUAUGAACGGCAAAAAAGUCGAAGGUGCAGUCAAGCAGAUUCUGAGUGGGACGAAUGUCAAGACGAGUGCCAGCGUCGCGAAUGCAGGAUGUCUGGAGUUCUACAAAGAGUGGGCACAGAAAAAGUAG